AUGGCUGGGCUUCGCAGAUCCAAGCGACUGGAGUCUGGCAAUCAGCCUGACCAAGACAAAGUCAUCAAGAUCGCAAGAGUGUCAAAAGAUCAGGAAAAUGCGGUUACAGGGAAGAGAAGAAGACUGGGGAGAGCGCCAUGGAAGGACCUUCGGGCCCAGGGGUCGACACAGCGAGUGGCCACUUUACAGCCAACCAUAUUCAUUUCUGAGCUGACGUCUUUGAAGGCAUCGCUGGAGAAUGCACCGCCAAAGGAUGUAUCGCCAAAGGAUACAUCGCCGAACCGUGCUUCGGAACAACAGCCGGACGAAGAAUUUCUGCCAGCAAACCCAUUCAAGGAUAAGGAAGAGGGUUUUGCAGACUUCAGACGGGCUAUCCAGACGUCCAUUGGGUUGGAUGAUCAACAAGUUUACCUUUACCGUAAGUGGAAGGAACUUGGUAACCAGAUUCAGGCUGUCUCAGGGGCAGCUGGUUUCAGCGACCGCUCCUGGGAUAGUCUUGAUGAGCCCGCUCAGCAGAGGUUCAUUGGAUAUUCGCCUCAUGCCCAACAGCUCUUUGAGGACGCUUUCUCACGUGAGCAUAUAUCCAGCUGUUGGAUCUGGGAGGUCGUUGAUGAGAACUUUUUCGCUGGAAAGAGUCAGGACAUUGAACCCGGAUUCAAGUAUCCCAACUGGCGAUACACCACAAUCGAUCUCUAUUACUCCCUCAAAGGAGUGAGGAGCUCUGACCUUAGGAUUGAGCCGGGAUGCGUGGUCAAGAUCUUGAAGAAAGCGCUUGACCAAUACCUCCCUGAUAACCCUGGCCCCUGGCUCAAACAGAUGCUCUCACAACUCGCAGAAACGGUUGUCAAGUUCGAGCUCUGGUUCGACUGUGGUUGUGAGACUCUUCGGCUUGUCUUUGAUCACCCCGAGAAUAAGGAGCCAUCUGGAUUUCCAUUUUCACCCAGAGCCAAGGGAUCCAACGCUAGAAAAGUGAUGGAAAGAGUUGACGGCUUCGAUGCCAUGUACGAGGGUCAGCUUGUCAACCUGGUUGUGUCGCCUAUACUGAUGGUCUAUGGGACUCCCGAUGGAUAUGAUUACGAAGACGAAGUGGUUAAGACGGAGGAGAAUGGGGAGGGGGACGGAGAAGAGGAGGCGAAGAUCAUCAAGGAUAAAGAGGGUGGCACAAAGUAUGAGGAUGAGAAGAAGAACGAGGGCGAGGACUAA
Messenger RNA from Fusarium proliferatum ET1, 1203 nucleotides. RefSeq lists its product as uncharacterized. NCBI's taxonomy places the organism in Eukaryota, Fungi, Ascomycota, Sordariomycetes, Hypocreales, Nectriaceae. Bases 1 to 1203 code for a protein of 400 amino acids. The record is from RefSeq and is a predicted model, not a curated record. The transcript has 4 exons.